Molecule: messenger RNA, 2014 nt
Organism: Oncorhynchus tshawytscha (Chinook salmon)
Lineage: Eukaryota; Metazoa; Chordata; Actinopteri; Salmoniformes; Salmonidae
Product: macrophage mannose receptor 1
Exons: 6
Coding region: 139-1269 (376 amino acids)
Source: RefSeq, a predicted model, not a curated record
UGACAUCACCACGUUAUGAGGUCAAAGAGAAGGAAGUGCUGUAUAACUCCUGUCUCUGAGGGGGACAGAGCCACUCGGAGGGAGAGGGAGAGCUGACAACAAUAUCAACAACAACAUCGACAACAACAAACAUCAGGGAUGGGCCACUCUCUGUUUCUCCUGUUCUUCUCAGGGCUGUCCAUCCUCCCCUCAUGCCUCUCUCAUCAGUUCCACUUUGUGAACAUCAAUAAAACCUGGACUGAAGCACAGAGUUACUGCAGACAGAACCACACUGACCUGGCCUCCAUAGACGACAUGGCAGAUAUGAACAGGCUCAACAACACAGUACAGGCUGAGUUAUUGACUGAACCAGCCUGGAUAGGGUUGUCUAAAACCAGCUGGAGGUGGUCUGCGGGAGACACAGAAUUAGAGCCGGUGGUGUUUUGGGAACAAGGCCAACCAGAUAAUAGAAACAACAAUGAGUCCUGUGUGUGGAUGCUAAAUGGGCUUUGGCAUGAUGCGAACUGUGGUGAACAACAUAAUUUUGUGUGCUAUGACACAAAUCUCACUAGUCAGUACAUCGUCGUCACUGAAAAUAAGACUUGGAGUGAGGCUCAGCGCUACUGUCAGAAGAACCAUAAGGACCUGGCCAGUGUGUGGGGUGAAGCAGAGAAGGACGCCAUACAGAACGCCAUACAGAACGCCAAGAAGGAAGAGGUGGUGUGGAUCGGCCUGUGUAGAGAGAGUGGAGACAGAGAGUGGAGGUGGUCUGACCAGAGUGGCUCAACCUUCAGAAACUGGAUGGCAGGCGAGCCAAACAGGGCAAAUGUGGGAGAAAAGCUCUGUGUGGAAGUUAAGUUCCCAUCUGGAGAGUGGAAUGAUCACAGCUGUAUCACCAAACAUCAUUUUAUCUGCUAUGAUGAUAAGCUGGUUCUGGUUUCAGAGAACAAGACGUGGUCAGAAGCCCUGAGGUACUGCAGAGACCGGGGCAUGGAGCUGGUGUCUGUCCACAACCCCAGCAUCCAGCACUGGGUCCGACAGAAAGCCAAGAUGGCCUCCAGUCCCUUCGUCUGGCUGGGCCUGAGGUACACCUGCACUCUGGACUUCUGGUUCUGGGUCAAUGGAGAAGAGCCCUGCUACCACAACUGGGCCCACGGGGAGGGCUACAACACCAGCAAGGUGCAGUCUGGGAACACGGGGGCCAUAGAGAGAGAUGGGGGGAAGUGGGUCGGCCUGCCUGAGACUGACAAAUUCAACUUCAUCUGCAGCAAGAGUGAUGGUCAGAUUUAAUCUGUUUUUUAAUCUCUCUCUCAAUUCAAUUAAAUGUGCUUUAUUGGCAUGACUUAACAAUGUACAUAUUGCCAAAGCUUACUUUGGAUAUUUACAAUAUUAAAAUAAUAAGAAUCACAAAUGUCAACGUGACAACAAUAACCAUUAAACAUUGAACAAUACCAAUAAGCAUACAGUAGAGGACAUGUGCAGGUUGAUUGGUCUGUCAGACACUGUCCCUCAUUUUAUGGCAGGCAGCAAUGUAGUGGGCUGCCAACCCACGGCUCUCUGCGUCCUCCCCCAACAGAACGGGUAGCCUACUCUCAUCAGAGAGGUCUUUGAAACCUUGAAUAAGUAACUAACAUACAUCAUGAAGGGGACAUACAUCAUUAAGGGAACAUAAAUCAUUAAGGGAACAUAAAUCAUUAAGGGAACAUACAUCAUUAAGGGAACAUACAUCAUUAAGGGAACCUACAUCAUUAAGGGAACAUACAUCAUUAAGGAAACAUACAUCAUUAAGGGAACAUACAUCAUUAAGGGAACAUACAUCAUUAAGGAACAUACAUCAUUAAGGGAACAUACAUCAUUAAGGGAACAUAAAUCAUUAAGGGAACAUACAUCAUUAAGGGAACAUACAUCAUUAAGGGAACAUAAAUCAUUAAGGGAACAUACAUCAUUAAGGGAACAUAAAUCAUCCUGCAGCACUCCCUGGUGGUGUGAUGAUAAAACUGCAAGAAUCUGUGUUUCAAUAAAAACUAUCAAACUA